AUGGAAAUCAGAAGAAUUGUCAGAGAACAAGCAAAUGUCAAAAAGUGGCCUCAUAUCAUCAUUCUUGAAAAAGAAAUACAUGAUAACAUAAACAACAUUUUAAACCUUAUAGUGUAUGAAAAAAAUAAAAGAUUAUCUCAUAAGACGGAUGAGUCAGAUUGUGUUAACCAUAUUCACAUCCAUAACGAUGUUGACAAAUUGAUGAAUAACAAAGGAGUUCCAAGAAGAGGUACUACAUACGAUUUGAAUACUAAGAGCACGUCAGAGUGGAAGUAUUACGACAAAAUGUCUGUAGAUUUGUUAAAAAAACAUGUUAAGGCAUUUCACAGAAGUAAUAAACAGAUAUGGCACCACCCACUACUGAAGCAAGAAGAAAUGGAAACAAGAAGAGAAAUAACCAAAUGUGGAAAAAUGAAGGAUCAAAAUGAGCAAUGUAAAAAAUAUACAAAAAAGAGAGAUACAAAUUAUUGUACAGAGAAUGAAAAUGAAGUCUUAUCAAAUGUCCAGGUACAGUUACUAAACCAGUAUGAAGAGAAUAUAAACCAUAAAGAAAAAUCAAAUACGUGUCACACAGAAGAUAAGCAACAUUACAAAAUGAAUACUAUUAUCAAUUUAAACGAUUUAGAAUAUCUAUGGAUGAAGCAUGCAAUAAUUAUCUUUAAGCUCCUAGUUGGGUACAAUACAACGAUACAUGUAAAGAGGAAAUUCAACAUGACUAUCGCAGUUUAUGUUCUUCUGAAAAGGGCAUGCAGAAAAGAAACGAUGAUUUCACAUAAUACAAGUUAUCAGAGUAGAAGCAAAAUUGAUAUAUAUCUAUCUUGUGCUUAUCUUCUAUCCAAAGUGAAUAUGGUAGAUAAGGAACUCAUCAUUCAGUUAUGCAGUAUUAUGGACAAUAAGUAUAAGUCACUGAGUCCGAUUAAUAAAUUCUACCUUCUCAGUUGCAUGAAUAAUUUCCAUUCUUUAUCGAAGAAAUUUCAACGAAUUUUGAAUUAUUUGCACACUUAUUUUUACAAUUCACUGAAGAGGAGAAUGGGCAUAUAUUUAAAAAGUAGAAAUUAUGACCUCCGCUCAGCUUUGGGAAAUGAAAGAGAAAAAGGAGCAGAAAAAGGAGCGGAAAAAGGAGCGGAAAAAGGAGCGGAAAAAGAAGAAGAAAAAGGGAAAAGACAUCAUGUUGAGUACCCAAAAGAGGAGGAAGAGACACUGUAUAAGGAAACCAGGAAUGUUAAACGGAUAUGCAAAUUAAGAGACUUAGAUGAGCAUUCAACACAUGGGGACGUGAAGAAAAAAUUGAUCAACGCAAAUAAAAACCCAUUUGGAAUAUCUCAGAUUGAUCAAAUUGAUGAAAAAAUUGAAAAAAUUAACCAAAUUGACGAAAUUGAGGAAAUUUGUCAAAUUUGCUCCAUGGGAGAACUGUGCCAAGUCCUAUUUAAGCAUAAAAAAUACCUGACCCAUUUGGACAGAACAAUUCUAAAAAAGAUAUUGAACGCAGAAUUAUCCAAGUACAGGAAGGUAAGUUCCUCAUUUGUUAAGUGUCUCGUAAAGUUAAGUGACAAGGAUUUGCAUGAAUUUCUAUUCAAUAGAAUUAUAGAAAAUAUCGAAUCCUAUGAACAAUCAGAAAUAUACGAAAUGCUAAACAGUUUUAUCAAAAAGGGGAAGCAAGAGGGAGAAAAUUUUUCUCUUUCUUCCCUUUUGCACAUUUUACACAAAACGAAUUUUUCACAUAUGAACCUAAAACAUGUGUGCUAUUUUUAUGUAUACAUAAAUAGACUAUUCAAAAAGGAGUUUAAAAGGGCAAAGUGGGGAGACACAAAAAUGGAUCAUCUUAAUAGCGAUGAGACAUGCCUAUUUGAUGGUUCAGAUUGGGCAACAAGGUUUGGAGGUUCAAGUUGGAUGAUCACAUAUGGUACGAGCCUGGAGAAACGAAUGCAGACAAAAAAGGUAUGCAUAAAAAUAGAACCAUCGAUAUGUAAAACUCGAAAUGGAAACGAAGCAAACAUUAAUGACGUGGAAUUUUUUGAAGAAUUUUGUGAAAUGAGAUGUAACCACGAGGAGGAGAAUGAUACAGAUAAACAAAACCUAUACUUGAUAAAAAAUUUAAAUGAAAAAAUUAUUCUCGUUUUGAAAGAAAAAAUAUAUUAUUUAAAAAUGAAUAAUAUAAUAACAUUAGUGUAUAAUACAUGCCCAAUUGUGUGUGAAAAUCAAAUUAAUUUUUUAAAAGACUGUUUUGUGCAUUUAGUGGAAGAAAAUUAUUUAACAAUAAAUUUUUUAAAAAUUUAUCAUUUGUUAUAUCGCUAUUUUAUACUUAAUUAUAAUCAAAUGUAUAUGAACCAUGGAAAACCACUUAACCACGUACAUAACAAUGGAAAAACAUACACAGAUAAUGAUGGAAUGUCCAAGUAUGAAAAAAAAGUAAAGAAUCUCUUCAGAUAUAUCAAAGAAAGAUACUAUAUAAAGAAUGAUACAGAUUUAUUGGACAUGAGUAAGUAUACCAUCUUGUUAAAUAUUUGUCAAAAAUUUUUGUUAGAUUUGCUUCUCUAUUCCUUCUACAGGACUCAUUCACAGCACGAGUAUGCGAAAGAGUUGGAAAUUCUUGAUCUUAUUAUGCACACUUUCUCUCAUCUACACUUUAUCAGUAUUAGCAUGCGGGGGAUCUUAGGAGAAGAACCUGACGAGAAACAAUUUGCCAAUCGUUUCAAACAGUUCGAGCUCGUUUUGCUUUAUGGGUAUAAAAUAGUAAACCAAUUGGACAAGUACUUUGAUUUGGUACAACGCGUGUGUCGCUGUAGAGGAAAUCAUCACAAUUCAUUAAAGGAUAAAAACCUGAAUGAUACACAUUCCCCAGUUGAUUGUAUGAACAACUCAGGUAUGGUAAAUAAUGUAUGGGGAGAAGAAAUUCUUUGUGAUACGGCUUCAUUAUAUAAGUACAAGGAAUUCGAGAAUAAUCCAAACGACUUACGCAAGGUUUUUCACUUGAUGCAGUAUGUAAGUUUUGUGUGUUCAUGUAUUUACCAACAAAUGAGGGAGGAAAAAAAAAAAAAAAAACGGAUGAAAAAAUAA
This is a messenger RNA of Plasmodium gonderi, 3057 nucleotides long. RefSeq lists its product as hypothetical. Bases 1 to 3057 code for a protein of 1018 amino acids. The record is from RefSeq and is a predicted model, not a curated record. Lineage: Eukaryota; Apicomplexa; Aconoidasida; Haemosporida; Plasmodiidae. The transcript has a single exon.